Messenger RNA from Manihot esculenta (cassava), 3444 nucleotides. Its product is annotated as probable LRR receptor-like serine/threonine-protein kinase At2g24230. The record is from RefSeq and is a predicted model, not a curated record. Gene Ontology annotation, biological process: protein phosphorylation. The transcript has a single exon. Bases 527 to 3076 code for a protein of 849 amino acids. Lineage: Eukaryota; Viridiplantae; Streptophyta; Magnoliopsida; Malpighiales; Euphorbiaceae. Gene Ontology annotation, molecular function: protein kinase activity; protein binding; ATP binding.
AAAUCAAAAUAUAAAAGAGUAAUUAUCCCCUUUUCUAAACGGUGAUAUCGCAUAGUCUAUCGCUUUUUCAUUUUCUGCUUGGAGACAAAAGUGCUUCUUGAACUGUUUUUUUCUUUGGUUUUGUUUUCUUGGCUUUCACCGAACUUCAAAGCCAGACAAGACAUGCUCACCUUCACUCUUAAUACUGCAAAAACUUCAUUAGUCCUCAAAUACCCAGUUAUUAUAUCUGUUCUAGUUCAUUGUUUCAUUUGGGUUUUCAGAUUCUAGUUCACAAAUUUGUAAGUUGUAGCACUCUACUUGUUUGGGAGAACGCUUAGCCCAAAAAUAUUUGUUUAUAUUAGUUUUGAUGGAGUUUCAGAGGCUUAAUGUAUUGUCUGAGAUGUACCCAGAAGCAUUUACAAUAUAGAGAUGGUUGUGUUUUAAGCAUUUACAACAUAAAGCACUGGGGAGAGGGUUUUGCAGUGGUUUUGGUUUUCUGGUUCAACUUUGCCUCUCUAUUCUUUGUGGUUUUGGGUUUUGAUUCCAAAUGGAUUUUGGUAUAUUUGGUUCUAUCUUGGUUCUUUCAAUGUUCUUCAAGCCUUUAACUUGUCAACAACCCAAUACAGAUGCUUUCUUUGUAUCUGAGUUUUGGAAGAAGAUGAACUUCACCUCUUCUCUACACCAGAAUUUCUCUGCUCCUGUUUGUUCGUGGGAAGGAGUGCACUGUGAUGCCCAUGAAAAUGUUUUGCAGUUAGUGGCUUCUGGUUAUGGUCUCUCUGGUUCCAUUCCUGAUACCACCAUUGGCAAGCUAACCAAGCUCCAAAUUUUGGAUCUUAGCAACAACAGAAUCAUCGCUUUGCCUUCAGAUUUUUGGAGUUUGGGCUCUCUCACGACCCUCAACCUUUCUUCCAACAAGAUUUUUGGGUCUCUGGCCAACAACAUUGGCAAUUUUGGCCUGCUUGAAACAUUUGAUCUGUCCAAUAACAAUUUUAGUGGUGAAAUUCCUGCAGCCAUAAGCUCCCUUUCAAGGUUGAGAGUUCUAAAGCUGGACAGAAAUGGGUUUGAAGGAAGGAUUCCAUUGGAAAUUCUGAAUUGCCAGUCACUGACUUACAUUGAUAUUUCCUUGAAUAAGUUGGAUGGCUCCUUGCCAGAUGGUUUUGGUGCUGCAUUUCCGGAACUCAAAACAUUAAACCUUGCUGGAAACAAGAUCAAAGGGCGGGACUUAGAUUUUUCACAAAUGAAAUCCAUCACUAGUCUCAAUAUUUCUGGGAAUUUGUUUCAUGGUUCAGUAACUGGUGUGUUUCUGAAAACUUUGGAGGUGAUAGACCUGAGCAGGAACCAGUUUCAAGGUCACAUUUCUCAGGUAGAAUUCAAUUCUAGCUACAAAUGUUUUGAUUUGAUUUAUUUGGACAUGUCUGAGAACCAACUCAGUGGAGAUAUUUUCCCCUAUCUAAAACAAACCCAGAAUCUUAAAUACCUUAACCUUGCAUUCAAUAGAUUUGCUAGGCAAGAAUUCCCAAGAAUUGAUCUGCUUUGGAAUAUAGAGUAUCUCAAUUUGUCUAGAACUAGUCUCAUUGGCCAUAUUCCUAGCGAAAUUGCACAAUUGAGUAAACUGCAUACUCUUGAUCUGUCUAAGAACCAUCUCACUGGCAAAAUUCCUUUAUUACAUACCAAAAACCUCCAAAUUCUUGAUGUUUCACAUAACAAUUUGAGUGGACAAAUCCCACUGCCCCUCUUACAAAGACUCAAAUCUAUGGAAAGAUUCAACUUCUCUUACAACAACUUGACCCUGUGUUCCUCUGGAUUUUCCAUUGAAACCCUCCAAAAACAAUUUUAUGGAUCAUUAAACAACUGCCCAAUUGCAGUAAACCCAGACAUCUUUAAAAGAACAGCCACCAAACACAAGGGAAUAAAACUUGCUCUUGCCUUAGCCCUAUCAAUCGUUGGGCUGCUAUUUCUAGCUAUCUAUUGUAUAAGGAAAUCUAGGACGCAUUUAGUAAAACAAACAUCGUUCAGAGAAGAACAAAAUAUUCCAGGUCCAUUCUCAUUUCGGACUGAUUCAACCACAUGGGUUGCUGAUAUUAAGCUGGCAACAUCAGUCCCUGUAGUGAUUUUUGAGAAGCCAUUGCUAAAUAUCACUUUUGCAGACCUCUUAUCUGCAACUUCAAGUUUUGACAGAGGCACCCUUUUGGCUGAAGGGAAGUUUGGGCCUGUUUACAGGGGAUUCCUUUUUUGUGGAAUUCAUGUAGCUGUUAAAGUUUUAGUCCGUGGAUCUACAUUGACAGACCAAGAAGCUGCAAGAGAGCUCGAGUAUCUUGGUCGAAUUAAGCAUCCUAAUCUUGUUCCACUCACUGGAUAUUGCAUAGCAGGAGAUCAAAGAAUUGCUCUCUAUGAUUACAUGGAGUAUGGGAACUUGCAGAAUCUACUCCAUGAUUUGCCUCUUGGUGUCCAAACAACUGAAGAUUGGAGUACGGACACAUGGGAAGAAGAUAAUGAUAAUGACAUUCAAAAUGUUGGCUCUGAAAGAUUAUUGACAACCUGGAGAUUUCGACACAAAAUCGCUCUUGGUACUGCUCGUGCAUUGGCAUUUCUUCACCAUGGUUGCUCCCCCCCACUUAUUCAUAGAGAUGUCAAAGCUAGCAGCAUUUACCUGGAUUAUAACCUGGAGCCAAGAUUAUCUGAUUUUGGACUGACCAAGGUCUUUGGCAAUGGUUUAGACGAGGAGAUUGCUCGUGGCUCUCCAGGUUACGUUCCACCAGAGUUUUCUGAUCCGGAUAACAACUACCCAACACCAAAAUCUGAUGUCUAUUGCUUUGGGGUGGUUUUGUUGGAGCUAAUUACAGGAAAGAAGCCAGUAGGAGAUGAUUAUCCUGAAGAUAAAGAUGCAAGUUUGGUGAGUUGGGUGAGAGGAUUGGUAAGGAAGAACCAAGGGCCAAGAGCUAUUGAUUCAAAAAUUCAUGAUACUGGACCAGAACAUGAAAUGGAGGAGGCCCUCAAGAUUGCAUAUCUAUGCACAGCGGACAUCCCCUCAAAGCGUCCAAGCAUGCAGCAGAUAGUUGGACUUCUUAAAGAUAUAGAAUCCGCAGAUCAUCACUGAUGAGCACAUAAAUGGGAGCUGGUUUCAGUGGCUAUUUUCAUUUAUUUAUUAAUUCCUUUUCUUUUUUUCUCUGUAUUGAGUUCUUUCUCUACCUUACCUUUCAUGGUGGCACAGAAGUUUAAUUUGUAUACACAGUUUAAUUUAGUUUUGGCCUUGUGUUAAUAGCAACUUCAAUUCUUAAAAUUGUACAAAGGUUUAAACUUUUCUCCAAGAGCUAGUUGCCUGAAGCUUGUCCCUUGCAAUUUGCAUGAUGUAUGGGAGGAAUGGAUUACCAUUAGAGUCCUAGGGUCACUUAGAUUUCUUUCCCCCGAGGGGAUUUGGGUUUACCUAUUGGUUUAUAGGCGUUUCAGUUGCAAACGAUUUUGGUU